CUUUGACUAACCCAAGCUGCACUGAAGGGCUGGCACAAUCUGCUUCAGGUUGAAAUACUGUCGCGAUCUCGGGUUGCAACUCCGCCAAUUAAUAGUUGGGCUGGUCCAGCAGCGGCCCUCUACGUCGUGACGUCUUUCUCCAGAUUUCCUCUCCCUGACAUCACAAGCCUUCAUAGCGGCAAGAAGAUGCGCUGCUUCGCCCGGUGUUUUGUUCAGCUCAAUCCCUAACGAGUAGCUUGAUCACACUCGUCGGUCAGUUUUCGCUUACUGCCAUUAGCGUCUGUAUAUACCAUCACCACCUUCCGAACCAUCCCCAAGGCAGGAACCUCAAAUGAGUUCAAACCCAUCCUCCGGCGAGAUCGAGAUGUCCGCUGCCUCACGCGCCAUGCUGGGCAAGGUUCGCAAACUCGUCCCUCCCAUGUUGGAAAAAUUCCACAAGGGACAGUUGGGUCGAGUCGCCGUCAUCGGCGGCAGUGCCGACUACACCGGGGCGCCAUACUUCUCCGCCAUGGCGUCGGCGCGACUGGGCUGUGAUCUGUCCUACGUCUUCUGCGAGCCGUCCGCGGCCCAGACGAUCAAAUCCUACUCACCCAACCUCAUGGUUUCGCCGAUCUUACGGUCGACGGCCUCGAUCUCCCCGGCGCAGAAAGAGCGGGAGCCCACGGGCGAAGAGCUGGCGAAACCAAUUCUAGAUAUGCUACCACGUCUACAUGUGCUCGUGAUAGGGCCAGGCCUGGGGAGGGACGUCAUCACGCAGAAGCAGGUGAAGGCCGUGAUCCAUGCGGCUCGAAAGCACGACCCUCCCGUGCCAAUGGUGUUGGACGCCGAUGCUCUUUGGCUUGUGCAGACGGACCCGGACCUUAUCAAGGGACACAAAGAGUGCAUACUGACACCCAACGUUGUCGAGUUUGGCCGACUUGCAAAGGCGGUCGGCACAGACCAGGACAACAGUGAUCCGGCGAAAGCAUGUCAAACUCUCUCCAACGCUCUGGGCGGCGUUUGCAUCCUCCAGAAGGGAGCUGUGGACUACAUCUCGCAAGGCGUAGACACCACAAUAUCCGACUUUCAGGGUGGUCUGAAACGAUCUGGAGGUCAAGGUGAUACCCUGACUGGAUCGCUGGGAACGUUCUUGGCCUGGCGAGAACUCUACCAUGAAGCGCUUUGGGACAUUGGGCCUGAGAAAAUGACCCGGGAAGAGACCCUCUUGGUAGCGGCGUUUGGCGGAAGUGCCAUCACGAGAGAGUGUUCACGACGUGCCUUUGCAAAGCGACAAAGGAGUUUGCAAGCAAGUGAUCUGACCGAAGAGGUUCAUGAUUCGUUCCUGGCACUCGUAGGAGAACCAGAGGAGCUUCCCAAACUUUGAGUGAUAUUGCAUUGAGCGGCAAGGAACGUGUUUUGUCAACGAGCAGAAAGAUUGUUCCACCAAGUCUGUAAAAGUCGCCUUAAUUUGUACUUAUUGCAAAAUACAAGAUAGCGAUGUUUUCUGAACCAUUUUGGCAGACUAAAUAACUCGUUAGCAAUAUUGCAAGUGCCGUC
This is a messenger RNA of Exophiala oligosperma, 1536 nucleotides long. RefSeq names its product YjeF family domain-containing protein. Gene Ontology annotation, molecular function: ATP-dependent NAD(P)H-hydrate dehydratase activity. Gene Ontology annotation, biological process: metabolite repair. NCBI's taxonomy places the organism in Eukaryota, Fungi, Ascomycota, Eurotiomycetes, Chaetothyriales, Herpotrichiellaceae. Bases 332 to 1363 code for a protein of 343 amino acids. The record is from RefSeq and is a predicted model, not a curated record. The transcript has a single exon.